Messenger RNA from Aegilops tauschii subsp. strangulata, 1920 nucleotides. Lineage: Eukaryota; Viridiplantae; Streptophyta; Magnoliopsida; Poales; Poaceae. The record is from RefSeq and is a predicted model, not a curated record.
AGGCCGAUCUUUUCCCCCUCCGAUCUCCUCUCUCUGUCGUCUCCGGCGGACUCCAGUAGCCCCCACCCCCGCCGGCCGCCGCAGCCGCCGAUUCCUCUCCGUGCCGGCUCCACGCAAGCAGCCCCCCAUGGCCCAGGGCAAGAAGAAGGCGGCGGUGGCGUCCAAGCCCCGCAAGCCGAAGCAGCGCGACGCAGCGGAGAAGAAGAUCGGGAAGAAGGCCGACAUGUCGGAGUUCAGGGCGCAGCUGGGCUCCUUCGGGCUCAAGAUAGUCGAGGUCACCGCCGACGGCAACUGCUUCUUCAGGGCGAUGGGCGACCAGCUGGAGGGCGACGAGGGGCAGCACAUCAAGUACCGGGAGAUGGUUGUGCACUACAUCGUGGAACACCGCGAGGAGUUUGAGCCCUUCAUCGAGGACGAGGUGCCGUUCGAUGACUACUGUGACUCCAUGAUGAAGGAUGGGACUUGGGCCGGCAAUAUGGAGCUGCAGGCGGGUUCUCUUGUCACGGGAAGAAACAUCUGCAUUCACAUGCUUAACUCGCCGCGAUGGUACAUAAACAACUUUUCUGGUCGUGAAGCUAGCAAUAUGGUUCAUUUAUCUUAUCAUCACGGUGAGCACUACAAUAGUGUCAGGCUUACUGAAGAUCCAUGCCAAGGUCCUGCAAUGCCAGUUGUUAUCAAGACAGAUUCCAAUGUAGCCAGCACGAGCAACAAUGCUCAAACGAAAGCGAAAGACUCGAAGAAAUCUUCAAACAGAUCAGCCUAUGAUGAUACAUCAGUUAAAAUGGUCAUGGCUGGAACUGGCUGUUCUAAUGUUGCUGCUGUUCAACAUGUUCUGGGUGAAAUGGAUGGUGAUGUCGAUUCUGCUAUUGAGUACAUGAUAGCCGAGCGACAUGCGGCGGCCUAUGAUGAUACAUCGGUUAAACUGGUCAUGGCUGGCACUGGAUGUUCUAGUGUUGCUGCAGUUGAACAUGUUUUGGGUCAAUUGGAUGGCGAUGUUGAUUCUGCUAUUGCGUACAUGAUAGCCGAGCGAUUUGCAAUGAGUUCUGAUAAUGUGGACGGAGAUCCUUAUAUGGACUAUGCGUGCAAUGAGUUUGUAUAUUCCGUAGGAGAUGAGCUUAAGCUUAGCACAUCCCAGAACGAGGACCCAACGGUUCAGCACAAGGAAGAAGAGAGUUGUUCUAGUAAAGAUGAAGCGGCUCAGAAAUCCAAAAAUCCAUAUGCUAAGAAGGAAAACUCCAAAACCAAGGAGUGCUCUUGUGGAUCUGCAAGGAAGCACAAGGCUUCUUGUAGUUUAGCCACGGUUGUACCGUCAAGAGAACCUCCAAAAUAUUCCUCUGAUAAUUUAUUGGAAAGAACAAAACAUCUCCAGGGUCCUUGCAUGCCGCGUGUCUGCUUGUCCUAUGCAGAUUAUGAAAUCCAAACAGUAGUUUGAGAAUAGAAACGGCUCUUAGUCUCGUACCUCAUGAACAAAGGCGGCGGCCAAGGGAAGGGCCAGAAAGGGAAGGCAAAGCAAAAGAAGAAAGAACAAGUCCAGGCAGCACCCGUAAAGGAACGCAAGUCUGCAUUACCUGUGCCAGACCUAGGGGCCCUGUGCAUAUGAACACUCGUCAAUGUCUGGAGUCAUAGGUUUUGAAGAGAUGCCUGUGUUUGCCUUGCCAUGCCUGAACCGCGAGGCGUGGACAAGCGGGGUUGCGAUGAUUCCUCGAAUGCCAGCCAUUGCUGACUGACAGUUUGUUCCUGUGAUCCUUGAUCCUGGCAGUAGGAUGUAUAGGGGCGACGAUGAUGUCUGCUAAUGGGCGGCAUUCACAUGGGUACAUUAUAUACGACACUGAUUUCCGUUGGUGAAACCUCAGUUGUGAUCAGUGAGUAUCGUCAUUGUGAUCCAGUUGUGAUCAAUGCUAUAUACUGAUGCGGACGAAA